Messenger RNA from Dioscorea cayenensis subsp. rotundata (Guinea yam), 540 nucleotides. Its product is annotated as 30 kDa salivary gland allergen Aed a 3-like. The record is from RefSeq and is a predicted model, not a curated record. Lineage: Eukaryota; Viridiplantae; Streptophyta; Magnoliopsida; Dioscoreales; Dioscoreaceae. Bases 1 to 540 code for a protein of 179 amino acids. The transcript has a single exon.
AUGAGGAAGAAAAUUAUACCAAGCACUAGUAUGAAGAAUGACGCCGAAGGUGAAAAGCAGACCGCCAGGGAGAAGGACAGCCAAAAUGACAUGGACAUAGAAGGUGAGAAGGAGGCCGCCAGGAAGAAGGACAACCAAGAUGAGAAGGAUAUAGAAGGUGAGAAGGAGGCCGCCGGGGAGAAGGACAGCCAAGGUGAGAAGGACAUAGAAGGUGCAAUGAAGGCCGCCAUGGAGAAGAACAGUGAAGAUGGGAAGGACGUAGAAGGUGGGAAUGACGCCGCCGGGGAGAAGAACGACAAAGGUGACAAGGACACAGAAGCUAAGAAGGACACCGCCGGAGAGAAAGACAACAAAGGUGACAAGGACGCCUACGACAAAAAGGAUGCCGAGAAUUCGAAGGAGGCCGCCAUGGAGGAGAAUGAUGAAGGUGAGAAGGACAUUGACAAUGACAAGAAACAUGCCAACAAAGAGAAGAACACUGUCGCGGACAAGGACGAUAAGAAUGAAUCCACUGCUGAAGAUGCUACCCCGAUGAAGUGA